AUGGCCGCGUCUGUCGCUAUUGGCGUGUUAGUGGGCGUCGGAGUCCUGUAUUUCACUGGAUCUUACCUCUUUGCAGACCAAAGGCCCAGGGAUGAGCAGAGAGUCUCAGAAAGCGAUGCCCCUUUACUAAAGGCGAAUUCGACCUUUCAAUCCUACAAGACAGAACACGGCGAAUAUCCUGCAAUCAGGACAUUCUAUAGUCCGCACUCUCAUGCCCACAAGCUUCAAGCCAUUGCAAAUCUCCCUCUGCUAGUUUUCAUCCAUGGAUUGGGCGGAUCGCUACCACAGUUCGGCCCUCUACUCAACAGUCUUGUGAACGUUGCGCCAUGCUUCGGCAUAGAGCUACCUGGCCAUGGAUUGUCGGAUUUCUCGCCUCGGGACUAUGGGGCCUAUUCAUUUGAGGCGUCUUCGUCUCUAUGGCGGACGGCCAUAGAGCAAGUCUGCCGCGCGCAUGGACAUCAAACCGUGGUUUUCAUUGCACACAGCAUGGGCUGCUCAAUCGCCGCAACAUUGUCCAUAGACAAAACACUUCCCUUUUCCGUGGGUGGGAUGACCGCUCUCUGUCCGAAAGCCACCCCGCCGUCACAGGCUGAGACGGCCUCGGCUCGACGUUUCUUGUCGCUUCCAGACACGGUGCUUGAUAUUCUGCGAGUGUUGGACCGGAGAGGAGGAUUGCAUUCUAGGAGCGUGGAAAGAAUGGCCGGGCAAGCUGCAGGAAUAGAUCUCCGGCGUCUCCAGCUGUCAUUCAACAGGAGCUACAAGACGCCCGUCUGGAAGCGGUCGGCGCUAGGCUGCCUGCCGCAAUACGAUUCCCACGGAAACGCACGCGGCGGGCUCCCGGGUCAAGAGGUCUGGGAGAAGAUCCAGGUGCCUCUGUUCCUGAUCGCUGGAGAAUCAGACACAGUCACCAAACCGGACGAGGUGACCAAGAUCGUCUCGUUCUUACAAACCCCGGCAAAGCAACACGGGGCCAACGCAACCCCGGAGGGCAAAACAUUACCGGUAGCUGCAUCUGGAUCUGGAUCCAGCUCUGCACGGGAAGACGAAGCAGAAGGCUCCUCGUCGACCGUCGACCCCGCGGCCAGUGACAGCAUCUACGGUACAAAGCCGUCGACGAGCGAGAUGUCCAGCCACCACUCUGCCAUUGUGAAGACGGCGAUCCUGCCUGCACCAGCGGCGCACGCCUUGAUGUACGACCACUCGACGUACCGCACCGUGGCCGGCCUGAUUGAAGACUUCCUGGCGCGCUACGUGUCGCCGCAACUCUCGCUCGGCUGGCAGCUGCAACAGCUGACGACAUCCGGCAAAUGGGACGUCAAGAACCUCGAGAAAUGGAAGAAAGUGAUGCCCGUGUCAGGCCCGAUCGGCCCGGACGGCAUGUUCCGCGCGCUCAAGACGCUGCGCGAGCAGGACGAAGACCACACGCCGGCCGUGUUUGUGCGCAAGUGGCGCGACCAGAUCUUUGCCGUCAUCGACAUCUCGCACGACAGCCCGGUCUACGACACCAACGCCCUCGAGCGCGGCGGCAUCGAGUACCACAAGUUCCCCACCGUCAGCAAGGUCCCGCCGACCCUGGUCGAGGUCGCCGACUUCAUUGCGCUCGUGGACCGGCUGCGUGGCGAAAAGGGCCACGGCAAAAAGGCCAUCGGCGUCCAUUGCCACUACGGCUAUAAUCGAACCGGCUUCUUCAUCGCCUGCUAUCUCAUCGAGCGCAUGGGCUAUCGGCCCCAGGAUGCCUUGGACGAAUUUGCCCGCGCGAAGCCCCCAGGCAUUAGACACGACCAUUUCAUCGAUACCCUGUUUAUGCGCUAUCAUGUCGGCUUGAAGAAGGCCCCGACUAUGAAGAACUCGUCAUAG
Messenger RNA from Capronia epimyces CBS 606.96, 1857 nucleotides. RefSeq lists its product as uncharacterized. Gene Ontology annotation, molecular function: mRNA guanylyltransferase activity; protein tyrosine/serine/threonine phosphatase activity. Gene Ontology annotation, biological process: protein dephosphorylation; 7-methylguanosine mRNA capping. Lineage: Eukaryota; Fungi; Ascomycota; Eurotiomycetes; Chaetothyriales; Herpotrichiellaceae. The transcript has a single exon. The record is from RefSeq and is a predicted model, not a curated record. The coding region runs from base 1 to 1857 and encodes 618 amino acids.